AUGUUUUAUCUUUCUCGUGUUCUUCAAGCUAUGUUAGUUCUAUCUUGCGUUCUUCAAGCUAUGUUAGUUCUAUCUUGUGUUCUUCAAGCUAUGUUAGUUCUAUCUUGUGUUCUUCAAGCUAUGUUAGUUCUAUCUUUUCUAUCUUGCGUUCUUCAAGCUAUGUUAGUUCUAUCUUGUGUUCUUCAAGCUAUGUUAGUUCUAUCUUGUGUUCUUCAAGCUAUGUUAGUUCUAUCUUGUGUUCUUCAAGCUAUGUUAGUUCUAUCAUGCGUUCUUCAAGCUAUGUUAGUUCUAUCUUGUGUUCUUCAAGCUAUGUUAGUUCUAUCUUGCUUUCUUCAAGCUAUGUUAGUUCUAUAUUGUGUUCUUCAAGCUAUGUUAGUUCUAUCUUGUGUUCUUCAAGCUAUGUUAGUUCUAUCUUGUGUUCUUCAAGCUAUGUUAGUUCUAUCUUGUGUUCUUCAAGCUAUGUUAGUUCUAUCUUGUGUUCUUCAAGCUGUGUUAGUUUUAUCUUGUGUUCUUCAAGCUAUGUUAGUUCUAUCUUGUGUUCUUCAAGCUAUGUUAGUUUUAUCUUGCGUUCUUCAAGCUAUGUUAGUUCUAUCUUGUGUUCUUCAAGCUAGACAAGUUUCAUCUUCAAGUUUUGUAAGGUUUAUAUUGUGUUCUUAA
Lottia gigantea (owl limpet) is the source of this 657-nucleotide messenger RNA. RefSeq lists its product as hypothetical. Bases 1 to 657 code for a protein of 218 amino acids. The record is from RefSeq and is a predicted model, not a curated record. NCBI's taxonomy places the organism in Eukaryota, Metazoa, Mollusca, Gastropoda, Lottiidae. The transcript has 2 exons.